AUGGAGGACAGCCAGAAUUCGGCUCCAGGCAGCCUGCAGGCUACUAAGCUGGCCGGCGCAAGAAAGGGGCCCGAUGGGCAGAAUGCCGCAAAGAGGUUGCAGACGGAGCUCAUGCAGUUAAUGACAUCGCCCGCCCCGGGCGUCUCUGCCUUCCCCUCCGCCGACGGCAAUCUACUUUCGUGGCGGGCCACCAUCGAUGGCCCCGACGACACGCCGUACUCGGGCCUCACCUUCAAGCUCAGCUUCGAGUUCCCGUCAAACUACCCAUAUGCACCGCCUACCGUGCUGUUCAUCACUCCCAUAUACCACCCCAACGUCGACUUCUCGGGCCGCAUCUGCCUGGAUAUCCUCAAGGACAAGUGGACUGCCGCGUACAACAUCCAAACCGUAUUACUGAGUCUGCAGUCUCUCCUCGGCGAGCCAAACAAUGCGUCUCCCUUGAACGGCGAGGCCGCGGAGCUCUGGGACAAGGAUCCGUCACAGUUCAAGGCCAAGGUUAUGGACCGGCACAAGGACAUCGAUGAAGACUAG
Molecule: messenger RNA, 531 nt
Organism: Lasiosphaeria miniovina
Lineage: Eukaryota; Fungi; Ascomycota; Sordariomycetes; Sordariales; Lasiosphaeriaceae
Product: ubiquitin-conjugating enzyme/RWD-like protein
Exons: 3
Coding region: 1-531 (176 amino acids)
Source: RefSeq, a predicted model, not a curated record